AUGGAUGACUCGAACAUACAAGAAAAUAUUGAUGACAUUGAUGGUAAUCAUGGGACGUUCAAAGGUCCUAGUGAUUCAUUUGGAUAUGUCAAUGCACGUGGUCGAGAAUCAGACAACUUUUUCAUCAACUUGGUGAGGCAUUCUUUGCUGCUUGGAGCUGAAAAAUUGUUGAUGGCCCGAAAGUCACCAGGACCAUUUCGAUCCUCUCAACUGGAGUCAUGCAGUAUUAACGAGGACAAGAAUGACUUAGUCAGGAAAUGGAAAGGAAAAAGUGCCAUGCAAUUGGAUGAAAAGGUACGUUGGAAGUCCGAGUGCUCUCCGCUUCAAUCAAGUUCAAGUUCAUCAAAUCCGGGAAUUGAAAGCAGUAACAUUUUCUAUAACAACUUUCCACUGGAUUUUGUAGCUUUUCUAAGAAUCCUGACAGUACUGAUACUUGAACUCGGUGGUGCUCAACUUAGUUUGUUCACAAGCGUCUUCACAUUACCUAUUCAGAUAUUCAACUUUUGGCUCACAAUGCUAACGUUGCCAUUUCGUGCUCUAGCUCUAGCUAGAGAGCAUUUAAUGAAAAAGCUGUUGACAUUGCGGAGUUACUUUUGGUUUAGUUUGAUGUACUUUAUAUGUGAUCGGUUGAAGUUGCAACAGUCAAUGCUGAAAGUGGCUGUAAGAUUUUGUUGGGCAUUUUUCUGGUCAGUUUACGUGUAUCUGAUCCUGGUUGGAUUGCUAAUCAUGGGAUUCGUGAUUGGCGGCAUAACCAUGAGACAUUUGGUCGUAGAAUCCAUACAGACAACUGAAAAUCUGAACUUUGACUACACCACAAGUAGUCCGGUUGCUUUUGUUCCCGUUACAUCCUCUCCUGUCACUGGUGCGUCCCCUGGCUUGAUUUCUGAAGACAGGAUGCUGUUUUCCAAGAGUGCUGGAGGGCGCACCAUCCCUUACAAUCACAAGCUACAGCUUACUGUGUUGCUGACAAUGCCCGAGUCAGAGUACAACAGAAACCUUGGGAUAUUCCAGGUGAGGGUAGAGUGCUUGUCUUCAGAAGGUAAGGUGACUGCAAGUUCAAGCUAUCCCACCAUGCUACAAUUCAAAAGUCAACCAAUAAGAUUUGUUGGGACCAUAUUUAAAAGUCCCCUUCUUCUUGCUGGUUUUCAAUCAGAAAUCCAACACUUGAAAAUAGGCGUCAUGGACUUUACAGAGGGAUAUGAGCCAACUGCUUGCUUUAAGGUGAUAAUUGAACAGAGAGCAGAAUAUGAAGCAGGCUUUGGUAUCCCAGAAAUAUAUGCUGCAUCACUGCACAUCGAAUCUGAGCUUCCCCAGAUCAAAAGGAUGAUAUGGUAUUGGAGGAGAUCUGUAUUUGUAUGGAUCAGCAUUAUAACAUUCCUGACCGAGUUAAUUAUUGCUCUGAUCUUUUGUCGGCCAGUUAUUUUUCCGGGAAGAUCAACAAUAAAGGUGGUCGGUGCUAGAAGUAAAGUCUCUCAUGGUAUAAAAGCAUUUGAGCCAUUGGCUGUCUCGGAAAGAAUUAAGAAGCUUUUCCUAUGCCCACUGGAUAAGAUUUUUUUCAGUCAGAACAUGAGAGCAGGAGGAUUGCAGCAGCCAGCUACUGCUUUUGUCAUUGUACUUUUGUCCAUGGAUUGA
Messenger RNA from Coffea eugenioides, 1632 nucleotides. RefSeq names its product seipin-2-like. Lineage: Eukaryota; Viridiplantae; Streptophyta; Magnoliopsida; Gentianales; Rubiaceae. The coding region runs from base 1 to 1632 and encodes 543 amino acids. The record is from RefSeq and is a predicted model, not a curated record. Gene Ontology annotation, cellular component: endoplasmic reticulum membrane. Gene Ontology annotation, biological process: lipid droplet organization; lipid storage. The transcript is spliced from 4 exons.